UCAGAACAUGACCGACAUGACACACUCAUAUGAACAUGAAUAUAUUCUUAAUACGGCCAUUAACUCGUAAUCGUAAUCUAAAUAAGUCGGCAAAUAUUACUGUGACAAUAAAGAAAAGUGUAAUUAGUAAACCGAACUUAGCAAAUCACAGCAGAGGAGCGAUGCUGCGUUUGUGGACCUUUGUAGUUUUUGCUAGCUUAUACAGCGUAAGCGUGGCCGGGCAAUGCACAUCAUACGGGCGCUUCCCCAACGACGCCGUCCCUGACUGCCGGGGCUACGUCAUGUGCAUCGACCGCGGCGGGGGCAGCUUCACCCAGUACAACCUCACCUGCCCCUCUAGCUUCAUCUUCAGCCCCGUCGAGCACGUCUGCACCAACGUCACCACAUACGCAUGCCUCAACAGACCGAUACAAUACCACUGCAACGCAACAGGAAUGUUCCCCAAUCCUUUAACAAAGGACUGUCUGAGCUACAUCGCAUGUUUGGAAAGCCUGAACAGCACGAUCGUGCCUCGAUUGUACUCGUGUCCUCCAGCUACGCUUUUCAAUGCAGCUACUGGACUGUGUGUGAGUGAGACAGAGUUCCAAUGUGUGGUUGAAGAGGAAACUGCGCCGGAUGCGUUGGACAUACUGCUGGAGACGACGAAUAAACAAGGCGGUGCGAGUGUCAACAGUAAGAAUAACAAAGGGAUUUAUAUUGGUGCGGAAUGCUUUAUUGUUGUCGGUUUACUGGGUUUUGUAACUUUGUUUAGAUGAGUAAGGAAUUAAAUAUAUGCCUACGAUUAAAUAAAGAAAAGUG
Messenger RNA from Plutella xylostella (diamondback moth), 798 nucleotides. The record is from RefSeq and is a predicted model, not a curated record. NCBI's taxonomy places the organism in Eukaryota, Metazoa, Arthropoda, Insecta, Lepidoptera, Plutellidae.